Messenger RNA from Colletotrichum spaethianum, 1737 nucleotides. RefSeq lists its product as uncharacterized. Lineage: Eukaryota; Fungi; Ascomycota; Sordariomycetes; Glomerellales; Glomerellaceae. The record is from RefSeq and is a predicted model, not a curated record. Bases 1 to 1737 code for a protein of 578 amino acids. The transcript has 3 exons.
AUGAUGUUUCGCAAACCAAUUGAGGCCGUUGUAGCGCUGUUUGCGUCGCUUUCUGUUGUCCAAGGGCAAGCCGUCCGAUUCAACAACCCUGAAGGCGUAGAUAUCUGGUGUGGCAAGGCCUAUCGUUCUACAGACUCCUCCUUUGACCCGGGCGGAUGGUUUCCUGAGCCUGUCAUCUCGGAUAUCCCUCUCUUAAGACUCAAGGUGCGACCGCGCCUCAGCAUUUACCUGGAGACUGAUUCAACUGCAAAUCUCCUCAUCGAUGCCGUUAUCUCAAACCAGGUCGGCUUGCCGCUUCCUCUUGGCUUUGGACAGAACGCUUCGCUUGCGACACCGAAGCAUCUAACCGUUGAGAUAGUUCUCGAGAACGAUGUGCGCACAACACAAGAUAUUGCACUGGGGUCGCGGAACAACGAGGUGUCUCUCGCAAUGGGCUCUUUAACUCCCCGUAUGGAGGCUUAUAACAUCACCGUCCGCACAAUGCUAGACUCGACACAUAUCUACGAGGACUGGACUGAGUUCUCUUACCUGCCUUACCCCGAAGACUACGGCAGCGUAGCCCGCAUCGAUAACCUCUAUGGCGGACUCCUGGCGCAGCGGGGAAAAGAUUCACCGUGGGACCUCAUCUUCGCGUACACUUACUACACGCAAUGGACUCUCUACUGGAACGAUAGCGUCGACACACUCAACGAGUUCGCCGCUAUGGGCUAUAAUGUCAUCCACAUCGUGCCCACGGGAAGCCUCGGCGAGAUCCCUUUUCCCUGGGACGAAUUUGAGCCGUAUUUACAGCGCGCCGAUGAGUUGGGCCUCUACCUCCGCUACGACGUCCUAUGGACCUGGCCCAACCUUACAAAUAUGGUCGAUCAAGUCACCCGCUUGCGCACUCACCCAUCCAUUUUGCUAUGGUAUCAGAGCGACGAAGCCGACGGCAAAGCAAACCCCGCCAAUUCCACUGGUAUCGCGUACGAGCAGAUCAAAGCCAUUGACCCAUAUCACCCCGUCUCCCUCGCUCUCAACUGCUGGGACUUUCACUACGCCGAGUACGCCGCUGGCGCCGACAUCGUCAUGAGCGACGUUUAUCCGGUGGCCAUCAAUGCAACCUUUUCGACAGUCUAUGGCACAGAGUGUAAUGCGACGUACGGCUGCUGCGGGUGCGACGACUGCGAGGGCAAGUUUGAAGAUAUUGCGGUACGGUUGGACGAGUUUUACCGUCGCGAUGAGAUCCUGGGGUGGCAGAAAACACAAUGGUUCGCGCCGCAGGCAUUCGGCAACGAAACUUUUUGGGCGCGAUACCCGACGGCGGAUGAGGAGGCCGUGAUGACGGUCUUGUCUGUAAACCACGGCGCCAAAGGUAUCGUGAUGUGGAAUUAUCCAGCGACGGACGAAUUGGAGACUCUGACUAGCAAGUUGUCUGGGCUGUUCACGCAUAAGACUGCGGUCGAUUUCUUGCUGGGAACAGAGAGGACACAGGACCUGGUUGUCGAGGGGGCGAAGAGGGUUGAUGCUGCUGCGUGGGUGGAUGACAACAAAAGGCAAGCGUUGAUCAGCGUUGUGAACCUCAAUUAUGAUGAGAUACAAGGGGAGAUCAGAAUUGUUCUGCCGGAGGGCGUUGAGGCUGGCCAAGUCAUCGAGGUACUCUGGGGAGACGCUGCUUGGGAGCUGGGCGCUGGCGGCUUGAUCGCAACAGAAGGGUUGGCUGGGCUUCAGACAUCGGUCAUUGUUGUCGAUCUAUCUUAA